CCAUGGGCCUUUGCGUAGUGCGAAAUUCCUUUCAUACGAAGUGCUUGAUGCUCCGAGUGGAGAGUCUGGUGGCCGAGAGAAACUGAAGAUAUUUUAGAAAAUAACUCUCUAGAAAAGGAAAUAAUAUCCGAUGAUGAUAGUUUACUUAGUAAUGGAUAAAGAUGCGCGAUGAUGUGUGCGUAGGAGAAGGGGAAACAGGAUGCCUUCAGGAAACUCUCUAUUUAUUCCGUGAUGCGACGAGGUGGCGAUUCGUCACAAUACCACGAUGAAACUCCUCGUCGGAGAGUUCGCCGUUUGCAUUCCCAGGAAGAAAGACUUCAAAUUAGUGACAUAAAAGGAAGGACACAAGAAAUGAGUGAGAAUGUUCCGACUUCUCCUUACAAAACAAGUCCGUUUAUGCCCCCCCAAAGCCCAGGAUCUACGCAAAACCCUGUUUCCCCGCACCGGACAUACCAACACAACCUCCCUCGUGGAAGUCAGUCCAGUGUGCCGCCAUCACCCCACUCAUACCACUCAGCUCCUUCACCUUCACGCUAUGCUGGACCAUCAGCCUACAUGCCUGGUGCCAUUUCUCCCUCCUCUGGUAUCUGCACUCCAUCCUGUGCCACCCCUAGUAGUGUCAUGAGCCCUGGACCUAUAAGUCCGGAUUUCUUUGGCCAUGGUAUGGUUGAGAGUCCUGCUCCUAUUCGCUCCCCUAUUUACACAGAUUACCAGAGAGAACAAUUCACCUAUCCUCAGGGGCCUUCUCCUGGAGGCACAGUACAUCACCAUGGGUACAAUGCUCCUCGUAGACCACCACCUAUACCAAGUCCUACAGGGUUUCCCAACCAGCCGUCACCAGGAGGUCUGAAUCCAAGAGGUAUGGGUCCAGUGAGCUCACCUGGAGGACUGCAUCCACCCCCUUCUCCAGUUUAUAGAACUCAUAAUCCAAAUUUGAAUCCUGACAAGAUAGCUAAUCCUGCUGGGAGGAAACACAAUCCUGUACCAGUAGGAAAGCCUGCAGAUUCGCCUGAGACUGCAAGGCUUCGGCAGUUGGUUAUUGACUAUUAUAGUACUGAAAUGGAAAAUGUGCGUGGUAAUUAUCGUGAAAAAUUGCAAGAGCUGUUUUUUCUUCAAAGUGGAGGCAACAUGAUGGAUUACUUGCAAUUCAAAAGAAAGCCGACCCCACAAAUGAUGAAUUUCUUGAAUUCAAAUAGACUUGAUGACAAUGUGCUUCACGCUUUACAAAGCUCAACACCAGUGAGCCUUGGAAUGCCUGCAGUAUCACAACAAAUGUGGCAACCCCAGACCCAAAAUGGGAACUUUGCUUCUAUGCAGGUGCCAACUUACGAACAAGCUGGUCUUGAUCCUCGUAAAACACAGUCACAUUGCAACUACAAUAUGAAUCCUGCUUAUCAGCAAUAUCCUGAAGGAUUUGCUCCUAACGUAUCACCCUUCACUGGUAACCAGGUGAAUCGGACGCAAAUGAGACCUGAACUGUCUCGAUCCACUUCAGUACCAAAUCCACACAUGGUUAAUGUACCACAUCAAAAUGGCAGUAAUGUAACUAAUAUUCCUGUUGGAGGGCAUCCUUCUAAUCCAACUCCUGCUGCUAUACACCGCAGUAUGUCUGUAGGAGGGCAGCCUCGAGUGAAUGGUCCUGGUAACCCGUCUGCCCAUGCUAAAAGUUUGUCCUAUGUUCACAAGGGGCAGUCAGUUAUGUCUGUCUUGGAUAACUCCUUUGGCAGCCAGGAAGAAAUUGUUGUUGAAGCUAAAAAGGAAGCCGAGGUAAUAAAAAGAGUUAAUGAGCUUAGAAAAGAGGGACUUUGGUCUACAAGGAGAUUGCCUAAAGUACAGGAAACUCCAAGAAAGAAAGCCCAUUGGGAUUACUUACUUGAGGAAAUGCAGUGGCUGGCAACUGAUUUUGCACAAGAGCGGCGGUGGAAACGUGGUGCUGCAAAGAAGUUAUCAAGAGCAGUUAUGAAACACCACCAAGAACUCAGAAGCAAGGAAGUUCGAGCAGAGAAGGAGGAGUCUGUCAGAUUGAAAAAGAUUGCCAGUAGCAUAGCCAAGGAGGUUAAGCAGUUCUGGGCGAAUGUGGAAAAGGUUGUACAGUACAAAGUGCAAAGCAGGUUAGAAGAGAAGCGUAAAAAGGCACUAGAUGACCAGCUUAACUUCAUUGUUGACCAGACAGAAAAGUACUCUUCCUGGCUUGUUGAGAGCUUGAAGCCUCAACCAUCAAGCGCACCUGGCUCUGUAGUCUCCACUGCACCCACCUCGCCCAUCUCAUCCAAGGUUGACAGUGAGUUUGAACCUAGUGACCAGGGAAGUGAUGUUGAGGAGACUAUUGAGGAGCAAGAGCAAGUGGAGAAGCUUGACAGGGAGAAAGAAAUAGAACUGUUACAGCAAGAUAGUGAAAUGACAAUUGAAGAGAUCUUGGAGAAUUUACCGCCUCAGAUGCUGGAAGAGAGAAGUGAUGAAAGCAGCAUGGAUGAGGAUAGUGAUGCAGAUUCCAGUGCUGAUGAUGCAAGUGAUGAAAGCAAUGAAAGUGACAUAGAGGUUGAUGACAAGUCUAAGGAAACAGAGAAACCAUCAACAUCUAAAGCAAGUGUCCCACCAGCAGCAGAUAGGGAAGGAGACAAGGAGUUUGUGUUGGCAGAAGAGACGGAGGAAGAUGAUGAACAGACCUUGGAUGAACAGGAGAAAGUAGAGGGUGAUGCCAAUCAUGAUGAAGAAAUUGCUAAUCUGGAAAAAGAAGGUGACAUGCCUAUUGAAGAGCUUCUCAAGAUAUAUGGCACAGGUGAUGACACCUCUGACUAUCUUCAUACUGAGGAGGGAACACCAGCGGACACAUCUGAAGAGGAAGAAGAGGAGGAGGCCACUGAAGAGGAGUCCACAGAGUUCCUUGUCAGGCAGGAAGAAGAGGGAGACACCCCUGACGACCAACUGACAAGUGCGGCUGCUACUGCGGAAAGUCUUCAACCCAAGGGCUUCACCCUAGAGACAACCCAGAUUCAAACUCAAGUGCCCUUCCUGUUGCGUGGUACUUUGCGUGAGUACCAACUGAUUGGCUUGGACUGGCUGGUCACCAUGCAUGAGAAGAGGUUGAACGGCAUCCUGGCAGACGAGAUGGGACUUGGUAAAACCAUCCAGACCAUAUCAUUGCUGGCUCAUCUCGCCUGCGAAAAAGGAAUCUGGGGUCCCCACUUAGUGGUAGUACCUACAAGUGUCAUGCUUAACUGGGAAAUGGAGUUCAAGAAAUGGCUGCCGGGGUUCAAAAUCCUGACUUACUAUGGAAACCAAAAAGAACGCAAGCUGAAGAGACAGGGCUGGACAAAGUGUAAUGCCUUCCAUGUGUGUAUCACAUCAUACAAACUUGUUGUUCAAGACCAUCAAGCCUUUAGGAGAAAGAAAUGGAAGUACUUCAUCCUUGAUGAGGCCCAAAACAUCAAGAAUUUCAAGUCUCAAAGAUGGCAGUAUCUGCUGAACUUCAAUAGCCAACGCCGCCUCCUUCUAACAGGAACACCCCUGCAGAAUAGUCUAAUGGAGCUGUGGUCGCUCAUGCAUUUUCUGAUGCCACACCUGUUCCAGUCCCAUAAGGACUUCAAAGAGUGGUUCUCUAACCCUUUGACAGGAAUGAUUGAGGGGAGUAGGGAAUACAAUGAGAACCUUGUAAAAAGACUGCACAAGGUUCUUAGACCCUUCUUGUUGAGGCGAUUGAAAUCAGAGGUUGAGACUCAGAUGCCCAAGAAGUAUGAACACGUUGUCAAGUGCAGGUUAUCCAAGAGACAAAGAUUUCUCUAUGACGACUUUAUGUCCCGCGGAAAGACCAAGGAGACUUUGGAAUCUGGACACUUUCUAAGUGUAAUCAACAUUCUGAUGCAGUUACGCAAGGUAUGCAACCAUCCAGAUCUCUUUGAGGGUCGCCCCACUCUCUCACCCUUUCAAGUUGAAGGAAUCAAUUACUACACUGCAUCUCUUGUUCUGCGGGCCUUGGAACGCAAACCAUUUGAGGAGGUCAGCUUUGGAUACCUAAACCUUUGUCUUGCUGAUAUAGAGACAACAGUGACAAGUUACACUGCAUACAGGACACAGUCCUUGCAAACUCCGCGACAGCUGAUCGUAGAGGUAGACUCACUACCAGACCCUGUGACACCACUUGUUCCACCAGCGAAGGUCAGAAGACUUAUUCCCACAGGACUGCCUGUGGGUGUGUCACCGGUUAAGACUGAGGGCUACCCAGGAGCUCCCAUGAUUAUGCAUCCUCAGGGUGACCGUCAGCUUCCAUCUUCCAUGAGCGCUGCUGCCAAUUCAUCCAUGUGGCCACAAGAUGCCAUGCGGUUUGCUCGGCCAGUGACCUCUAUGCAAAUGGGUAUGGCAACACAGCGACCUCCAGGUGUGCACAGCAUAACUCAUCCACAUGGUACCAGGCAAAGUGAUUAUGUCAAGACUGCAGGGAUGUCUGCUAUGGGUUUGCUUAAGUCCCUCCCUCCACCACCACCAUAUCCAGGGCACACUGUUGGCUAUGAAGCCUAUCGGCAGCACCCCCCUCAUGCCUCUACUACAACAGACAUGAGUGGGGUGUCUCCAAGUCAGAGAAAUGACCCACUUGCCAGUCACCAUGUAACCCCUGAGGCUAGACCUGUCUCACAGACAAAGAAAAUGGCAGUGGAACCUGCAGCCACUAAAGCACCCACCCCUCAGCCAAACAGAGCUUCUCCAUUCUUCCUGAGUAAAAUUGCUGAUAGAAAGUCUGUUUACCGACGAGACAAGCUUCAACACAUAGCUGCAUUAAACACAGCCCACUGUGCUGCCCAGCCUGUUUAUGGUAUAGACCUUGUGAAAGCUGUCACGAUUGUAGAGACCAUUGGUACAGGGGGUAAUUGUGUUAUGCCUGACUCCCUAAACGAGCUUGUCAAAUCUCCAGAGCAAAGGAUUUGUGAAAUGGAUGAAAUUAUCAACAGAUUUGUGUUCUUCGUGCCGGCUGUGAAUACAGUAGGGGUCACCAUGCAUACUUCUCACCCCCCACCACACCUAGUAAAUACGAACAAGAUCAUGGCUGAGUCCCUGCAGAAAGAGUUGAUGCCAAAAACCUCCUUCAUGCACCCGAUAUCAAGAGGCAUGACUGUUCAGUUCCCAGAAGCACGUCUGAUUCAGUAUGACUGUGGCAAACUUCAGACACUUGAUAAUCUAUUACGGCGACUCAAGGCUGGAAAACACAGAGUACUUAUCUUCACCCAGAUGACCCGCAUGCUGGAUGUCUUAGAGAAGUUUCUGAACUACCAUGGUUAUGUCUACCUAAGAUUAGAUGGCUCAACUAGAGUAGAACAGAGACAGAUUCUAAUGGACAGGUUCAAUGCAGACUCUCGGAUCUUCUGCUUCAUUCUCUCCACACGCAGCGGUGGUCUGGGUGUGAACCUGACUGGGGCGGAUACUGUUGUGUUCUAUGACAGUGACUGGAACCCCACUAUGGACGCCCAGGCUCAGGAUCGGUGCCAUCGUAUAGGACAGACAAGAGAUGUGCACAUUUACCGUCUCAUUAGUGAACGAACCGUUGAAGAAAACAUCCUUAAGAAGGCUAACCAGAAGAGAAUGCUUGGUGAUAUUGCCAUAGAGGGUGGGAACUUUACUACCGCAUUCCUCAGAGAGGCAAGUCUCAAAGAGUUAUUCAACAUUGAGGCUCCAGAAGGGCCUGAAGCACCAACCCCUGUCAAGCAACCUGAAGAGAAACCUGAAGAGGAAAACCAACAGAAGACUAAAACCACAGAAAGAGACCAGACUUCAGGUGGCCCAGAGCCCAAAGUCACUCAGAAUCUAUUUGAACAGGCCCUCCUAGAUGCUGAGGAUGAGACAGACGCCUGUGCGGCAACACGAGCCAAAGCCGAACAGGCAGCUGAGUUAGCAGAGUUUGAUGAGGGGAUCCCAUAUGCUGACGAAGCAGCAAGAGACUCUCAAAGAGAAGAUGAGUUCUCAAAGGUGGAGGAAGAACUUGUAGCUUUGGAAAGUCAGCUUACCUCAAUUGAAAGGUUUGCUGUGCGCUACCUAGAAACCACUGGAGGAUACAUCACAGUGGAACAAAUAAAGGAAGAGCAACAAGUCGAGAUUGCCAAGAAGGACUGGGAGAUUGACCAUCUUGUGGCCCUGAAGGAGCAAGAAGAAAAGCGUGCUGCAGAAGACGAAGAUGAGAUCUUGUUCACCUACAGCAGAGAGAACUCAACACAGGUGUACAUAAAUGACAUUACUGAUGAGGAGAUGAAGAUUUGGACUCCGCCUACACCACCCCGGGAUGACAUGGAUGAUGUAUACAUUGAUCCAACUGUGGUCCACCUGUACCAGACCACACCCUAUGACGAGAACCACUUGCCAGCCUUGCAUACAACAAGACGGUAUUACAGUAGCAAGAGGAUGGUUCACAGAACUGUCACAUUCUUCAGAGACCACCUUCAGGGGGCUGCAAAGGAUAAAAUCCACAGACCUGCAUCAGUUUUUGACAGAGUUGGAUUUGAGUCAUUUGGCCGCCGACGCAGAGAUUCUUUUACUAAAAGAACAAAGUUGAAGUUGAUGAAACAACCUUCAAUGCAGACAAUAAUGAAACAGCCUGAUUCCUCUCAGGGCACUGGAGUACCAGAAUGGCUUGUACAUGAGGACUGGUCACUACUUCAGGCUGUGAAUUCACUUCAGGAACUCCCAGUUGAUCUUACUGUAGGAGUACCUAGCCAAACACCAAACUGGGAUAUUGUUUGUGAUAUUGUAAAUCUUACAAGCAGGACCUACCGAUCACCAAGACAGUGUCGUGACCGCUACAUCAACAUGAUCAUGCCAAGAGAAGAGGGAAAGGUACCAAUGCCAAUUGAUGAAUCCCUGAAGAAAAUAAAGACCAAAAUGAAGGCCUUUCAAGCCCCACAUCAGAUGUCUAAUAAGCCCAAGCAUGGCAAGACGUUCAAGACUUACUCCCUUCUAGCUCAAGAUGCUGGUCGAGCUCCCACGCAACUGCACAACACGCUCUUUGAACUUGUAAAGAAAACAGCCAGCAAGCGCAAGCCUACAAUGAAGCAAAUGUUGACCGACCCGCAUACUAAGAACUCUAAGCACACCUCUGUGUUGGUAGCAAGUGGCAUAUCUGAAGAGAAAACCAUGAAUCCAGUACAGCUGGCUACCAUCAAAGCAGAGAGAAUUGCCAGAGAGAAGGCGGCUCAGGCUGCUGCGCUUCAGCAACAACAAGCUCAACAACAGCAGCAGCAGCAACAACAACAACAACAACCUGCUACCCAACCGCAGCACACGACACUACAAGCAGGUGCUCAGCCUGCCCCAAAUCAGGGCUCAACUGGACAGGGUGCAGCACCCCAGGUGCACUUUACACAGAAGGCUGGCACCCAGCUCACUGCACAGAAGCUAACUGCAGUCUCUACACAGCUCACUUCCGUCGUCUCAGGAGCACCUUUGCAGAAGUCUACAAACCUCCAGGGUGCAUCUGUAUCUACCGCUGGACUCCUGGCAAAAGGUGGCUUAGUGCUAAGUGGAUCUUCCAUGCCAGGUGGGACGGGGACAAGUAUAAUCAUCAAUACGCCGACAGGGGCUGCGGCUGGUCUGAACUCCACACCAUCUUCCUCAUUUGCUAGCAUCAACAAAAGGAUGCAGAGCCAGGUGGUCGCCUCAGUUGGUCAGAUGCAAACAGUAGCUACCAAUGUACAGAGGAGUUUGCCUGGGACAGUAGCGAGCACUGGCCGUGCACGUACCCUGCAAGCCCCUACCACGUCAGUCACCCUCACCAGCGGUCAGCCGCAGACCUCCACCCAGCAAGUGAUGACCACUGCCCUUGCCUCAGUCUCGUCUGCUGCCCUUGUGGCACAGAUAGCACGGCAGUCCACCACUACAAGUGUGGCUUCAGCAGCAGGUCAUAACCUGUCUGUGGGGCAACAUCAUCUGGUGGCUCAAGCAAAGAACCUGACCCCACAACAGCUAGCCAUUCUCAGACAGCAGCCAGCACAACAGGCGCAGCUUAAGCGAAUCCUGCAACAGCAGCAGCUGAAACAAUUACAGAUGCAGCGACAACAGCAACAGCAGCAACAAGGUAGACAGGCUGCUGCUGCUGCCGCCAACAAGGCACCCAUGCCGACUGUCUCUGGAGCAGCUGUAGCUGGGAAUACAGUGCAGCAGAAGCAGCAGUUAUUGCAGCAGCAACAUCCCAAGUUACUACAACAGAAAGUGUCUCAGCAGCCACUUACCCAACAGCAGCUGCAGCAGAUACUCCGGCAGAAGCAGCUCACACCACAACAGCAGCUCCAGAUCCAACGCCUGCAGAUGUACAACCAACAAAUGCAGAAGCAAAAGCAACAACAACAGCAACAACAACAACAACAGCAGGGUGGUGCUGGCGGUUCGCCAGUGGCAUCUGUAGCAGCUGCAGCUCAAAGAGUCCCCUCGCCAUCUACCUCACAAGUGGUCACCUCGCAGACGCCCAUCAGUCAGCAGGGAGGUGUCACCCUCAUGGUGACCCAGCAGCACAAGCAGGUACUUGCUCCGACACAGGUACAGCAACAGCAGCCGUCAGGUGCUUCAGCGCCUACAGGGUCACCAACAGUGGCUGCUGCAACUGUGACACAGACGUCUGGGCAAGGCUUCCCACCUGGAACCCAACAGCAGCAGCAACAACAACAGCAACAACAACAGCAACAACAACAACAGUCACAAUCACACCAGUCACCCUACACAAUGAGACUGAGAAACCCUCCCAAGCACUGAGUGGGAUUAGACGUGUGUGCGUGUAUUUCGAUAGUGUGUUGGGCCAUGAUUUUUGUAGGCGAGCGACGAGUGAAGUCUAGAUAUUUUCCUUUUCCAUGCAUUUUAAACGGUCAUAUUAUUUGUGCACCUCGUGGUUGUAUUUUUGCUAUCGCGACUUUUUUGCUCUGUAAAAUUUUGCAAAUGUAAAUAUUUUAUGUUAGUGGUUUACCACCAUUGUUCGUUUCGAGCCAACCUAUUCAGGGGACAUUUAUCAAUGUGUUUGUGCCGCAAUCAAGCGACAUGUAUCAUUAUUGUAAACUUUACUAUUUAGUUGGAUUAAAAAUGUUCCUACACUU
Messenger RNA from Nematostella vectensis (starlet sea anemone), 9059 nucleotides. RefSeq names its product helicase SRCAP. Gene Ontology annotation, molecular function: histone binding; ATP hydrolysis activity; ATP binding. The record is from RefSeq and is a predicted model, not a curated record. NCBI's taxonomy places the organism in Eukaryota, Metazoa, Cnidaria, Anthozoa, Actiniaria, Edwardsiidae. Gene Ontology annotation, cellular component: Swr1 complex. Bases 232 to 8724 code for a protein of 2830 amino acids. The transcript is spliced from 40 exons.